AUGUCGAUAGGUUCUUCUACCAAUGACAAUGAACAAAUAUUAGCUGCAGCGCUUUCAGCAAUAUUGGGUAAAAACAUUCUACCUGAAUCCAGUGUAUCAGAACAAUCACAGCAGCAUAUAAGCAAAAUUUCUAUAUUCAAUCAGCAUUUAGCAUGCUUUAUCUACGGAAAAGUUGGUCAACAUGAUACAAAUAGCGAUGAAUCGUUCAUGACACUAUACAUUACAAUUCUAGCAACGAAAACAACGUUCCCAUGUGUGAUUGAAUGUGAUGCAAGUGUCGAUAAACUGAAACAGAUAAUUUAUGAGAAAGAAGGCUUAUUAUGUAGCAAACAAAAUUUAAUUCAUUGCGGACAAGAAAUCGAUGAAGGCCAUCUACUUAGUGAAUAUGAUAUUCAAGAUUCUAGUCAAGUAACUGUCGUACGUUUGCGAUCAAUGGAUACUGACUUGUUAGUCUUGGAUAAAAAUUCAUUGGACAGCAAGUACGACUAUGAUUUUACUAAUAUUAAUGAUAAUGGGAAAACUUUUACCCGUGGUAGUAUUGAAUAUCGUCGACCAUGCGGAUGGAAACGCUUUGCGAUUAGAGUAGCAGGCAAGUAUGAAGAUGAAAUUUGGCUUGGUUCGAAUAAUAAUUCAAAUGAAUGGCCAGUAUCUUAUCAUGGAACAAAACACGAUGCAGUGAGUUCGAUUGCACAAAUGGGCUAUGAUCUAACAAAGCAUAAACGUUUUGCUCAUGGUCGUGGUAUUUAUUCAACACCAGACGUCAACAUUGCAAAAGGCUUUGCGAAACCUUUUGUCAAAGAUGGACAGCAGUAUUUAAUUAUUCUGCAAAAUCGCGUCAACCCAAAAACUUUAGUGAAACUCUUGCCUGACAAAACUGGAAAUGGUGAAUAUUGGAUAUCGCCUGACGCUACUGAUAUUAGACCAUACGGUUUGUGUGUAAUGAAAAAACCAUGA
Messenger RNA from Rotaria socialis, 954 nucleotides. Lineage: Eukaryota; Metazoa; Rotifera; Eurotatoria; Philodinida; Philodinidae. The record is from the annotation of a GenBank genome assembly.